AGUCGCGCCACGGAGAUUUUCAGCUCCUCGGAUCGUGGGGGGUUCUGCGGCGCCCUCCAGCGCACCCCGCCCGCCAUGCCGGCCGCAAUAUCGCGGCGGCUGGCCAACAGAGAGAACGCCGGCAUUGGCAAGGUAAAAGUAAUGCUCCGCAUAGCAGACAAUCCGGCCACUUGUGACGAGGGUACGACCUCUAGUUACUUGUCUGUGGACAAGAAGAAGCGUCAAGUGACGCUCUCUGACCCCAGCCAGGCGUCUCUGGCCACCCAUCAGGGUGGCUCUCAAGAGCGCGGCCCGAUGGUGGCGGCGCCCAAGAUGUUUGCCUUCGACGGGCUCUUCACUCCUGAAGACACUCAGUCUGACCUCUGCUCCGCGGCGCUCAGUGACGUGAUUCCCGCCGUGCUGGAUGGCUCAGAUGGAUGUCUGCUGGCGCUUGGCUAUCCGGGGGCAGGGCAAUCCAAGUCGAUGAUGGGAUCGAUAAGUGGUGCAGGAGAGCUGGGAGCCAUUCCGUGUGCCAUCUCCUGGCUCUAUCGUGGCAUCAAUGAGCGACGCCAGAAGUCUGGAGCGCGAUUCUCAGUCAGAGUGUCUGCAUUGGGCGUUAAUGCCACGAAACCUGGAUCGAGCUCGAGAGAUUUACUGGCAGCACAUGCCACAGAGUCCGACGAGUCGCCAGGUGUGUACUUGAGGGAUGAUUUUCUGGGCGGCCCCACUGAAUUGCGAGCGCCCACGGCCGAGAGAGCAGCCCUGUUCCUGGACACCGCGCUGGCGGGACGAGGACACAGCAGCGCCCUGGAACCCGCUCUGAUCUUCACUCUGCACGUGUACCAGUACAGUCUGGCCGGCAAAGGGGGUGUGGCGGGUGGCCGGAGUCGCUUGCACCUGAUUGACUUGGGGGGCUGUGCAAAUCGAGCCGGCGGAUUGCCUCUGUCGGGCAUUGGGAAUGUUUUGCUAGCGAUAUUGAGUGGUCAAAGGCAUCCGCCGAACAGGGACCACCCUCUUACGCCCCUUCUUAAAGACUGCCUCGCCCCAAUCACCUGCCACGUGGCAGUUCUUGCUCAUGUGACUCACGCGCAGACUCACUCAGAUGCAUUGACAACGAUUCAGUUAGCGUCCAGAAUCCAUCGAAUGAGAAGACGAAAGCAUCGAUUUCAGCUGUCAGGUGCCGACAAAGGCAUUGCUCUAGGUUCCAAUGCAGCAGGACAUCAGUCUGGCGGAUCGUCAGAGGGUCCGGACCCUUCUAGUUCUGACCUAUCCGCCGACACAGUGAUCUACAUGGGUCCCUGUGAUGACCAAACGGACGGAGAACACCCACCAGUUUACCUUCCCAGUCUUAGCUCAGGAGACAACAGGUGCGCCAUGCAGAAGGUCCUGAAAGGCACAACUGCUGAGAAGCCCAACAAAUCUCCGGCCAAGAAAGUCAUUCCCAAGCCAGAGUAUCAAGCGACUGCACCUAUUGUCCAGAGCACUCUAGCUGUUGCCCAGAGAACCGAUAGUCUGAAGAGAGUCUACGAUCCGGGUUAUCAGAACACAACGAUGAGUCCGGUUAAGCAGAAGAUCCCAACGAGUCCUUACAAGUAUCCAAUGAGUCUCAACAAGGCAUCGAACGUUCCCACACCCAAGGGUUCUCCUCUGCGGCGACCCAACAUGGUGAAUUCUCCCCACGAAAGUCCUAUUAGGAAGGUGACUGAGGAGAAGUGGAUCGACGGACCGAGAGUGUCGAGGUCCAAAGUGGCCGAAGCUAGGCACUUGAUGCGUGAAAUAAACCACGUGAAACAGUGCGAAACGUGGGUCGACGGUCCCAAAACUGCCACGCAGAGUGCGUCAAAGACGCUAGUUGCGGGGUGUCUUCCUGGUGCGCUCAAUCCUAACGGCGCCUAUGGAUUCAUGGACAGCCACAAGAAGUCCAUGAUCAGGCAAUGGGUGGAGAACCAAACGUCUCAAAUGCUCAACAGCGGCCAUCAGUGCGUAUCUUCGCCAUCGUCUCCUCACCAUCAGAGGGCAACAUAUCACAUGACCCAGUUUAAGUGCAGCCGAUCGGAAGACGACCAGCGAUCAGCUCACGAAAGUGGUGCCAAAAGAGAGGAGGAGAAUCACUCAGAACACACCGCGAACACUUGUCCUCAGCCCACGACUGCCAAUGAGAACCAGGAGGAGGAGGAUCAGGACAGCGGUCCGUCAGAGGUUCCUCCAGCUCUGCCCUUGAUCGACAGACUGGGCUCCAGGGAGAUUUCGCACGAGAGCCUGCACCUGGGAUCGUCGUGCUCGCGGCACAUCUCGAGGGAGAAUCUGCCAGGAGUGCAGAUGAUGGACUGUGGACUACAGGUCACCGAGGAGGAGAUCGCAAAGACCAUGGGCAGCGGCAUUGGCACGGAUCAUCCUCUGAGCGCUCUCAGUCAUGGCGACAUGUCUAUCGUGUCCAGUUUUCACGUUGGAGAUACUUUCAGCGAUUGUGUCAUUGGUGAUAACUCUAGGCACCAGUUUGAUCAACUGGCCCGUCUUCGGGAGAUCUUCACGUCUCAAUUGGCCAUGGCCGAGGUCACUCCAGUGUUCAGGGUGGGCGGAGAUGCGGGAAGUGUCUACAGCGAACCUGCUUAUCGCUUCAACGGCGGCACCGGGAGUGUUUGCAGCGAACCCGUGUGUAGAGCUCCUUCUCCGCGCUGCCGCGACUGCCGUCAAUCUAUCACUCUCUCGCGAUCUCCUAGUCAAACCUCUCUGCCCAGUUUGAACGGCAUUGUGGCAAUAGCGGGAAUGGAGCAGUACGCUUCGCUGCGACAUCCGGAUGGAGCGUCAGAUCCGAACUUGCAGAAGAUCGCUCAGCUAGAUCAGGAGGAUAGCAAACCGGCGUCCUCGCCUGUCCCAGAAGAAGACUGUGGCAAGAUGCUAGCUGACACUCCCUUGCUUUCUCAAACACAGCUUCCUCAGCUUCCGCCACUGCCACUAUCCACUUCCGAGGCGUACGAUAGUGGCCACGAUUCGACACCGAGAACGUCCAAGCACUCGGGAAUAUCAAGGCGCGCCGAGAGCGGCUAUCACAGCGUCGCCACUGUGCGCGACUCUGACGAGUCAAGCUUCAGUUCGGCGGCGGGAUCGAAGGUGCAGCCGCGUGAGCCGCAGAAGAUCCACGCGAAGAAGUCCAAGCGCAACGACAAGUCCUUGUGUCACUGGCUCAGGAGUCCCUUCAACUGCACCUAUCCCGACACCGAGGGCGAGGUCAGUGACUUCUGAGCGCGACCUGAUGGACUCUCAAUUUGCACAAUAGUGAGAUAAUUUAGCGUGAAAUAAAAUGAAUGGUGACAAUGCACAGGCAGUAAAUCAAUGAGCCAAUAAUUUGCCGCAUUUUGCCAAUUUAAUCGUGAAAUGUUUUGCGUUACCAUAUGCACAUUUUAACUGAAAAAAAGAAAUUGUUGUUGUGACAUUAAAUUUUACGAGAAUUUAAUUCGUUAUUGUUAGUGCACGCGAGAAAUUUGUUAAUUUUGACGUAAAAUAUCCCUAAAAUUACAUGGCACACAUUUUUCAUCACCCAUCUCUCCUUCGGACUCUCAAUAUUCAUGAAAUAUUUGCUCCUAUUUUAACCCCCCCUCCCCACCCCCAAAUAAUUUCCGAGAGAUGGAACAAUAUGGAGAAUUUGGCAAAUAUUUUUUUAAACAAUCGCAUUGUGAAUUCCUGGCUGCGCACCGCUUAAUUAUUGAAUGCCGAUCGCCUCAUUCCUCUUGCCCUCUGCGUAUGAUUUCAUAAAAACAAUUCAACUAUAGUGAAUUUAUUGAGGACAGACAAAAAAGCCCAAAUGAAAAUUAGUAGAUGAAAAUAAUGUCCCUAGUGGAAUAAUGAUUGCAUUUUUGCAUAAUUAGAGAGGAAAGUUUGCAACUAAUAUAUCUCUAUUUGGUAUGAUAUUUAAACAAUGAGGUAAAAUGAUGAAUUUAUAAAAGUGGCAUAUAAAUUAUACAAUCAUUAUAUACACCUUUAAUUGUAUUUGCUGUAUAACUUUACAAGAAACCAAGAAAGGAAUCGACAAUGGGAAGAAAUAAAAAAAAUUUUAUAAAAGA
Messenger RNA from Phlebotomus argentipes, 4040 nucleotides. Its product is annotated as kinesin-like protein CG14535. Lineage: Eukaryota; Metazoa; Arthropoda; Insecta; Diptera; Psychodidae. The record is from RefSeq and is a predicted model, not a curated record. Gene Ontology annotation, molecular function: microtubule motor activity; microtubule binding; ATP binding. The transcript has 8 exons. The annotation marks the transcript as partial. Gene Ontology annotation, biological process: microtubule-based movement.